UUAUCACUCCGCAUCCACCGACACCCACCGACACCCACCAUUGUCCAUUCUCGUGAACAUGAAACAUCGAGCAAUACAAGAAGAAUAUUAGAGGAAAUCCCAUUCAGGAUUCACGAAGAACACCAACUUAUCAGAAAACAGUGGGAUGCUAGAAUGGUGCACACUUGUAAGAAUCAAACUAACAAACAGAUUAACACACAAACAAAGACCCAUGUUGGAUUGUUUGUGGAUUCCACGAGUGGUCCUCUACCAGAUCCGAACUUCGAGAGUGAGGGUGCGGAGUCCAGAUUCUUGCGAAGCCACGAUGUUGAUAAAUUGUGAAGCACCUAUAACUCGGAAGAGUUCCAGAUGCCGACUUUCUCAACAACAAACAUCUGAUUAUUAUCGUGUUUCAUCUGAUCACCACAUGACUUUCUCGAUUACAUUCAUAUAAUCACUACAAAAGAACAACUUUCCACAUGUGAACAUCGUUUCUCCAAGCGGUGUUGCGAAGUCGACUGCCAAGUUUGGCCCGGACAGUGAUCAGAUCACAUCACAUCAGAUCAGACUUUCCAUGUCGGUGAGGUCCUCGGCCUGUGCACUCAGUCAAAGGUUGCAGCUCUUGGCACUCCCGGACCCCGUCCCUUCGACUCCGUUUCCCUUUCAGUGUGAGAGGACUACGUUGAGGAGGUGCGGCGACGAUGAGUUCGGAGCAUCCUGCUCUCAACAGAGUCCCGUCAUCGAAGGUCGAAAGCAUUAGUCACAGGCCUCGAGAAUCGUCUUGGUGCGUGGGAAAGCAUGGGGAGGCCGCUGACCUGGGCGCAGCGUUGGAUCAUUCCCGAGGUCUACCCGAUUGUACUCGUGAUAGGAACUGCAGUGGGACUCUGCGGAACUGCGAUUGUACGAAACGCCAGCAUUAAUCCCGAUGUCAGUGAGAGGGUGUUUGCAUGGCAUUGCAGGAUCAACAAAGAGGAUCGUGCAGCUGGGUACCUGGAGAACUUCACCGAGGGCAAGGCCUACAAAGACAGCGCCCACCGCAGAUUCUUUGCGAAACAAUCCAGAAUGGUGACCACGCGAAUCAACGAAGCCUUCGGUGGAGCCAAGAAACAAUGAAUUUCCACAUCUUCCAUGCAUCUCGCGAUCUUCAGGACUUACAGUAAUUGAUGUAGAGUGAGAAUGUGUGUGUGUUCGUCUUCUAAUAUAUACAUCUAGUUAUUUAUUUUUAGAUUGCUGAUGUUUUCCGCUUUUAAAUGCAUUGAAAGUUGGAUUGGAAUUCAAUGAUGAUGUGGUUGACACUCAUAUGGUGUUUAUAAGACAUUCAAAAACAAUCAGUGAAUCAACCAACAUUUAAAAGUACAUCCACCUGAAAUGAAAAGAAAAAAGAAAAAGUAAACAAGAAAGGUAAUUGAAUAUUUAAGUACACCAACAUUUAUGUAUAAUACAAAUUUUGAAUU
Messenger RNA from Physcomitrium patens, 1433 nucleotides. RefSeq lists its product as uncharacterized. The record is from RefSeq and is a predicted model, not a curated record. Lineage: Eukaryota; Viridiplantae; Streptophyta; Bryopsida; Funariales; Funariaceae.